Molecule: messenger RNA, 249 nt
Organism: Kwoniella mangroviensis CBS 8507
Lineage: Eukaryota; Fungi; Basidiomycota; Tremellomycetes; Tremellales; Cryptococcaceae
Exons: 1
Coding region: 1-249 (82 amino acids)
Source: RefSeq, a predicted model, not a curated record
AUGAAUCCAAAACAGGGAGCGGUAGCCGCCAAUGGUAUGAUGGUCAAGCGUAUGACGCCUGCCGAAUUCUGUGAUUAUCUAGAAAACCUAAGACAGAAUUCUCAAGAGUCCAAGAUCUCUAUAAAUCGUCGCAAGCCGAAAAGGACAAAAAAGAAAGGUAAGAAACGUGGGAAGAAAGUCAGGCAGCCAAACGCUAAAAAGUGGAAAGGUGGCGCCUCUAAGCAGAAGAAUGGGGUUAAACAAGAAUGA